This is a messenger RNA of Aspergillus melleus, 978 nucleotides long. RefSeq lists its product as uncharacterized. NCBI's taxonomy places the organism in Eukaryota, Fungi, Ascomycota, Eurotiomycetes, Eurotiales, Aspergillaceae. Bases 153 to 395 code for a protein of 80 amino acids. The transcript has 2 exons. The record is from RefSeq and is a predicted model, not a curated record.
GUCGAAUCCACCAUGGACGGUCCAUCUGGCUGCGCCUUCUUGUAACGGCGGGUUUUUCUUUUGCUAGCAGUGAAAUGGGCUUCCCAAUUGAGUAGGAAACAUCUCCGGUCUCCACUGCCACGAACCGUUUCAAAAAGGCUAGAUAAUAAAUUAUGGCGCACAAACUUACACCGUAUGCGCGCCUUGUUUGCAUUCCCGACGUGCACAAAUACGGUGGUCUACAUAUUGGUCCCAUACAGUACAUGCUGACCCCGUUUGUUUGGACCUACACGAGGAAAUCUCUGAUCUCAGCAAUCCUUUCCAACUUCCUAAGAGAUAAUGGGAAAGCGACGCAGACUGUAAGCGGGGACGGGGAUGAAACGGGACCCCGAAAAAGCAAGAACAUUAAAUGCUAAAGAAAACUAGAACUGACAUCAGACAGCUCGCUUCUAUAGUAUUCCAAAUAUCUCCGACUGGCACCCUUCAAUUCGUCCCGUGGCAGCUCGAGCCGGAUAUGCAUCCCUAUCCCAAUCAUCGACCGAUUUCCCGAUCGGGCCACGAGGGUGUCUAAAGGGAGUGCCACAUCAGCCGCAAGAAGGUUGGCCAGGGAGAAUUGUCAGCCAGGGCAAGAACAUUCUCCCAGAACUAGAUCUCUGCUGGAUUGCGGGAUGCAGAUUUACUACCCAAUCCCCCUUGGUGGCGAAAAGCCAUCUUCGUCCCUCCACGAAUGAAAGUACGGUGGCAUACGGGGAAUGAUAGGAGAUGUGCAGUCAUCACGUUCCCACGCAAAACGAUCAUUGGGCCAAGCCCGUUAGGACUUGAAAAUGAUUGACGAAGGACUCCGUACCCUCCGUUGCAAGUCCGGAGGGUACCGUCGGGGUUGAACUUGAACGGGGGCUAGAGGUGAACGGAACGGGCAUAAACAGCACUAGUGAUUGGCAGCGGAUAGACAGGACCUACACUUUGUAAUUGAAUCCUUAAACACUUCAACUAGUUUGU